CUGUGCUUGCGUUUCAAUGAGUACCGGCGAUAUGGAUACGACGCAACUCUGCAAACUGUUUAUCGGGGGGCUUAACGUGCAGACCACCGAAGAGGGCCUACGCCAGCAUUUUGAGACCUACGGUCAACUGACGGACUGCGUGGUGGUUAUCAACCCACAGACCAAGCGGUCUCGAUGUUUCGGUUUCGUAACCUACUCGAGUGCCGCGGAGGCCGACGCGGCGGUGGAGGCCUCGCCCCACGUGGUUGACGGUAACAACGUUGAGCUGAAGCGGGCCGUCUCCAGGGAAGAUUCCGCCAAGCCGGGGGCACACGCUAAAGUGAAGAAGCUCUUUGUUGGCGGCCUGAAAGAGGACGUCGGCGAGAGUGACUUGCUCGAACACUUCGCCCAGUUUGGCGCCGUGGAAAAAGUGGAGAUCAUUGCCGAUAAAGUGUCCGGCAAGAAACGCGGCUUCGGCUUUGUGUACUUUACCAACCACGAUUCCGCCGACAAGGCCGCGGUGGUCAAGUUCCACUCCAUCAACGGGCACCGCGUCGAGGUAAAGAAGGCCGUGCCCAAGGAGGAACUUUCCCAGGGUUCCAAUAGAUCCUUCCGCGGCGGCAGGGGCGGGAGAGGCCGAGGUGGCGGCGGAGCGCCCCGGGACUACAAUGGCAUCCCUGGAAGUGGCGGCAAAGCUGCUUUCGGUGGGGGCUACGGCGGCUAUGGGGGCGGCAACCAGGGCUACGGCUCGUACGGAGGCGGCUAUGGCGAGCAGAGCGACUACGGCAAUGGCUACAACAGUUUCGGGAGCUACAGCCAGCACCAGUCCUCGUACGGGCCCAUGAAGGGAGCGGGAAGCGGCAGCUGGAACCGGCCCAACACGUCAGGCCCCUACCGCGGAGGUUAUAGCGGCGGCGGCGGAGGAGGAGGUUAUGGCGUCGGCAGCUCCUAUGGCGGCGGCUCCUUCUGAAAGGUUUAAUAACUUUGGCGCAGUGAGAGAUGGAAAUAAUCCACACAAACACCGAUAAACUCGAACUUCUUUCAUAUUUUCAUGUGUGUUUUGGGCUCUGAUUGUUUUUAUACUAUUGUAACCUGAGAUCUAGAGCGGGAAACUGACAAUGGCAGUUACGGAAGCCGUAUUCUCCCACACCCACCCUGGUUUUUUGUUUUUGGCCAGCCUGUUGGGCUGCUGCAAGCAAACAGUACCCCCUGUACCCUUUUUUGUUUUUACUUUUUAAAUAAAUCGGUUUAUUACCCACUUUGUUCCCCUA
Molecule: messenger RNA, 1250 nt
Organism: Xenopus tropicalis (tropical clawed frog)
Lineage: Eukaryota; Metazoa; Chordata; Amphibia; Anura; Pipidae
Gene: hnrnpa0
Product: heterogeneous nuclear ribonucleoprotein A0
Molecular function (GO): RNA binding; nucleic acid binding
Source: RefSeq, marked provisional